CCCACCUCCAAAAUUCUUCGGUAUGUUCUCAUUUAAUUACUAUGUAUAAUUUCUUGCUCGACCAAUUAAGAUUGCUCCCAUUGUCAGACAUGCCUACCUAUUCUAGUUUCUUUGUUAUCACAUGUGUCCGGGUACUUUAACGUAGGUAGGUAUCCACACUGGACCUCCUACCUAUUCAUCUAUAAAAGCUUGUUAUGAUUCCCCCCUGAUUAGGUACAAUACGUAAAGCUGUGGGUGGGCAGCCACAGGCUCAUAACCUAGGUUAAAGUUCAUCACGGAAAAACAAAGCGGCUAUCUACAUAGUAGAAUAUUAUCUUUAUAAAUGCUCCACCAUCGUGAAUACGGAAUUUCGGUCAUCGCGGAGGUAACGUGACUUGGAAUCAAGUUUCGGCGAUACCAAGUAUACAACGUAACUAUCGUGAAUCAUUCCGACAUAGGACAUUGCCAUUUGAACCCCAGGUUUUAUAACUUGCCAACAUGUAAAACCCGCCAAUAGGCAAAAGAGAUGGUCGAAGUAUAUAACCAGCCGGGUACGGCGAAAUUACGGCCCACGGGUUGAAGAUAAUCCCGAUGCGGCAGAUGAAGCCCUCACGACGAAUUUUCCCCGCAUUUCAUUUCAUGUGGCGUUUGGAGUCUACCUAGUCUGUCCCUGUCUCUUCUGCCUUGUCUGUCUGUUUAUACCAUUCCAGACGGGUUAGGUUAGGCAACAGGUCAGGCCAAGUAUCAACUCACCUCCAUCAACCAUGGAAACCCAUGUAAGCGACGUGCUAAUCUGCGGCGGCGGUUCCGCCGGCCUAUGCGCCGGGGUAUGGCUCGCGCGCAGCGGCGUCCGCUUCCGGAUCCUGGAGCAGCGGGACGGCCCGCUGAGGAAGGGGCAGGCCGAUGGCGUGCAGUGCCGGACUACGGAGAUAUUCGAGAGCUUCGGCCUUUCGGAUGCGCUCCUCGGCGAAGCGUACCAUUGCUCCGAAGUGGCGUUCUGGGCUCCGGAAGAUGACGGUCGCAGUGGUGAUGGCGGUGGCGGUGGUAGGGGUGGUAGUAGGGGCGGUAUCCGACGCACUCGUUACACCCCUGAUAGGCAGCCCGGUGUAAGCCACAUGCCGCAUGUCCUCCUUAACCAGGCGAGGAUGAACGAGUUGCUCACGAGGGAGAUGGAGAGUGCGGCGGGGAGGCCGUGCGUCGAGUACGGCUGCAAGGUCUUGGGCGUAGAAGUUGAUAGCAAAGGUGCUCGAGACCCGGAUGCGUAUUGUGUUACCGUGGCAGUAUCGAAGAACGGGAUCGAGCGAAGAUAUCGUGCCAAAUAUGUUCUAGGUAGUGACGGAGCUCAUAGUGCCGUCCGGAAGUCCCUCGGCUUCAAAAUGAUCGGCGACACAAGCGAUUCCGUCUGGGGCGUGAUGGACAUCUAUCCGCGAACCAACUUCCCCGAUAUCCGCAAGAAGGCUGUGAUCCAGUCGGCUGCAGGCAACCUUAUCAUUAUACCGCGAGAAGGGGACCUCCUAGUUCGCUUUUACAUAGAGCUGAAUAACGUCGCCGCGAAAGACGUCACGCUAGAAGCGCUUCACGAAAAGCUCCGGCGAAUUCUCCAGCCGUACGAUCUGGAAGUAGCCGGGACAGAAUGGUGGUCGGCCUACUCUAUCGGCCAGCGCCUAGCCGACCAUUUCCACAAGGACUACCGUGUCUUCCUCGGCGGCGACGCGUGCCAUACCCAUUCCCCCAAGGCCGGGCAGGGGAUGAACGUCAGCCUACAGGACGGCUACAAUAUCGGGUGGAAGUUAGCGGCGGUGAUCCGAGGCCAGGCUUCGCCGGAGUUGCUUGAGACGUACGUCUCGGAGCGGCAGAAGACCGCCGCGGAGUUGAUCGAGUUCGAUCGGUACUGGUCCAAGCUCUUCUCGUCUUCGUAUCGCAAGGAGCAGGGCAUUACCCCGGAGCAGUUCCACGACAAGUUCCUCCUGUCCGCUCGGUACACCGCUGGCCAGGCUGUUAAUUAUGAUGACUCGAUAAUAGUUUCUGCGAAAACGAGUGAGACGUCUUUGGCUACUGGCUUGACUGUUGGGAUGAGACUGCCCAGUGUCCCAGUAAUCCGCUUCAGUGAUGCUCGCGUAAUGCAGCUCGUCCGAUUCUUACCGGCCCAGUCCUGGUGGCAUGUCUUGGUGUUUCCCGGGGAUAUACGUGAUCCUAAGACUUUGGCGCGGUUACAAAAUUUUUCAACGGGCCUACAAAAGAUUGUUGAAGCUUUUACCCCACCGGACGUCGAUCGCGAUGCGGUUAUCAACCCUAUACUCCUAUUCUCGUCAGGGCGUACAGAAGUUGAACCGGACCAGAUCCCUCCUGUAUUUACACCUAUUGUAAGCAGAUGGAAGAUGAAGUGUAAGCGAACAACAUCCUUUUCUCAUUGGAGACUAAAGUAUUGCAUAUUAAUACAUUAGGUGCCUACCUAUGCGUAGCUCUCACCAAAGUUUUCUCCGACGACGAUGGAUACAACUUAACAUCUGGCCACGCUUAUGAAACUUAUGGCAUAGAUACGAAUCAAGGUGCUGUAGUCAUUGUCCGGCCAGAUCACUAUAUCUCUAAGAUCUGCUCACUA
Daldinia caldariorum is the source of this 2581-nucleotide messenger RNA. RefSeq names its product FAD binding domain-containing protein. Bases 744 to 2423 code for a protein of 559 amino acids. Gene Ontology annotation, molecular function: FAD binding. Lineage: Eukaryota; Fungi; Ascomycota; Sordariomycetes; Xylariales; Hypoxylaceae. The record is from RefSeq and is a predicted model, not a curated record. The transcript is spliced from 4 exons.